Bursaphelenchus xylophilus (pine wood nematode) is the source of this 1335-nucleotide messenger RNA. The record is from the annotation of a GenBank genome assembly. Lineage: Eukaryota; Metazoa; Nematoda; Chromadorea; Rhabditida; Aphelenchoididae.
AUGAUUGAUACGAUCAUAUAUGCGGAGGUGCCCCACGAAGUGGCUAUGGAGGCCUCUGGGGACAGUAACCUAGUUCACCCUGAGCUGUCUAUCCGACAUGCCCGUAACGAAGCUGCAGUAACAUCAGGAGAAGUAAUUUACGUAACCAAAGGGCAUAUCGAUGAGAAGCCUGUGCACCUUCACACUUAGAAAUAUUCUCCUUUUUAGAUACGUUCGUAAAUCAGCGAAUGUCAUUGCGCGACAAAAGCAUGGUGUGAGUGCUGAACAAGGUUUCUCAGGCCCAUCGAUUCUGAGGCCACCCCAGAAGCGCUGAUAAACCGAAAAGAAAAAAGAAGAAGCCGUAUUCGAAAUCGCCAAGUUGCCGAGGAGGUCAACGAAGUUAAGGCGACUUUUAGCGCGGCGGAGUGUCGCUUCAACAAAGACGUAAAGAUAAAAAUGUUUUGGAAUGAAUGCUGAUUUUAAAGUGGCAGAUGGUCAUCUUGAUUUUUCUCUUCAUUUAAAUCAUCUUACAGAGUCAAAAUUGAUAGGUAAAAUUUUCAUGGGGAAAUUAUAGGGCCUGUUGUAUUUUCAAUGUAAUUAUAAAUCAUAUAUCUAUAUCCCGCGAUAUUUUUUAUAUGGUUUGUCAACUCAAGUUUGAGGAUUAAAAAAAAAUUUUGGAACAUCGAGUUCGCCGUAUUAAUUGUCUGGACAACCAAGUCAAAACUAAUCGUAGGGACAAUCAAGUCCAAAGAAAAACAUUGUCGGAGCAGAAGAGCUCCUUUGACGAACUGGGGGCUCAGCCAGUGAUCAAAGUCCGUUCAAGGAGAACAAAAUCGCCGGUGUGCUUGUGUUGGUGAAGAACAAGAUCGCUGGUGUCAUCCGCUGGUUGAGGUAUGGUGAUCCAUGGUGAAAUCACUGACAAAAGGAAUCGAGAUAGCAAUUAGUACAUACGUCCACACGUAACAAGUACAUGUCGCACAUAUUUCCCUCGCUCUUAUAGGUCUACUCAAGCGUCGGGACAAUCAAGUCCAAAGAAAAACAUUGUCGGAGCAGAGGAGCUCCUUCGACGAACUGGGGGCUCAGCCGGUGAUCAAAGUCCGUUCAAGGAGAACAAGAUCGUUGGUGUCAUCGCUGGUGGAGGUAUGGUGAGACAUCAAACUGUACCAGAUAUAUUCAUGAAAGUUGUAGAUCGUCUGUCCACCCCGACUAUUUCUGGAAGGCAAGGGUGGCAUCGCUCCGGCUGCGCCAGCUCUUUCUACAAAAGAAUCCAGACACAAGCACACUUACUGGAUUCUUGAGCGUCUCGGACGACCCAACAGUUCUGAACCUCCAGCCAAGUCCUACGGAGAGAUUUAA